GCUAGCCCCGCGCGGAGCCUGGGCCCGGGAAGCCCCCAGCGCCAUAUACCCCACCCCCAUUCUAGCGCCCUCCACUCACUUUAGGGAAAUUUCAACCAUGGAGAAAGGAGGUCCUGCCCUUGCCCCUCGCCCCCCUCUUCUUCCCUCCAACAGGGGAGACUCUUCUUCCAUAGGAGCCUUGGAAGGAAACAAGAUGCCAGGCCUAGCGCGUUUGGGGAUCCUCUCUGGACAAGGCCACAGAGUGAAAACACCAGGUGAGAACGUCACUGCCCGCGGGGCUACCCAGGGUCUCUGGAGAUCCACGCCCCCUCCAGCUUCCUGCCUUGCCUUAGCCUUUUUCUCCUCAGGCUCAGCCUGGGGUCCGUUUAGGAUCUUACUGGAAGGCCCCUGACCAGUUUCUUCAACCCACUCAUUAAACUGAAAGGGAAACUGAGGCUCAGAGAAGAGUAGUGACUUGACCAGGGUCACAUGGCGUGUUCCUGGAGAGAGGUGAGCCGGAGCCCAGUGAUGCGGACUUCCUAGCCAGAGGUCAGUUCGUGUUCCUUAACCUUGAGUAUAGCUGGCACAGUGUGUCAGCCUCUGGCCCUUGCCCUGUGCCCAGCAGCAGAGCCAGACAGCUCCUCUUCCAGCAUGGCAUCGGCUGCUUCUUCGUCUCCAGGACAGUCCCCACCUAGGUGGGCUUUCUGGAUCAUUGAUCACUCUAGACAAGCUUCGGGAUCCCAUGGACUCUAUGGCCAACCAACCAGGUUGCUACUUGCAAACGUCUGCUUCGAUUGAGGGCUUCCUACAGCUCACCAGUUCUCUGGAACUUUCUGGGGCCAAACCUUUUCCAGACGGCUUACAAGCACCUGUUAGUUUCUGGAUGGACACAUGGCCUGCAGGCUCUGGCCAGGCCCCCCAGAGCCAUGUGGACCCAGCUCUUUGGACUCCUGUGCCCAAUCCUGACGAUGCCUGCACUCUCCCUGUAACACCCACAAGGGUGUUUGACCAGAAUUCACUGAAGACAGCUGUGAAGUACUCUACAUGCGCAAGGUGCUACAUACAUUCCAGACAUCUCUGGGCCCCGACUCUGGACCAGGGCUGGGGACCUAGAGGUGGAUCCGACCCAGCCUGGCUGUGAGUCUGGCAAAGGAGAGAGGUUCCUGCUUGGGAGCAGUUAGCACUGGAAUCCUGAAUGGCUCUUCCAACGGGUAUCCAUUGCCAAAGCCAAGCCUUUAAUGCACAGAAGGGGACACGGAGGCAUCCCUCCGAGAGACACUAUUUGCCAAGGUCACACAGCAGGUCAGUGCGUUGUUGAGACUAGUUCCCAGAACACUUCCUCCUGGCCUGGGCUCUUUCUCUGCGUCUUGAUCCCAGCAGCCAGCCUGUGAGAGGCACACAAAGCCAGGCACCUGGUUCAGGGUCCACCUCUACUAAAUGACGGCUAUGUCACUUGGACCACUCCGUUCUCUGUACUAGGGCCUCAGUCACCCAAAGUGGAUGACUAAGGGGCUCCCACUCUAACUGUGAGUCUGGGAUUCUUUGAAAUGUGGUAUUUUCCCAGGCUGUGGCAUCCCUCUAUGGGAGUCUGCGGGACACUGCUGGGGUGUUUUCCUCCCGUCAGCCUGGAGCUAAAGAUACUAUAAGGAGACUGUAGUUGCUUCAGCCACGGGCUCUGCAGACCACUCUGUGGAUGACCUGGGGGUCUGUUCUACACAACUUGGAGCCCAUUGGAUCCCCUCCAAUGCGAGCCCCCCACGCCUAGCAGGAGCUAUAUAAGGCGGAACGAAGCAGGCGACGGGGGCAGCGCAGCCGAGCGGAGCCCAGGAGAGGAGAGAGAAGGAGAGAGAGAGCCUGAGCGAGAGACGGGGAAGCAAGAAGAUAGAAACCACCGGUGCGUCGGGACGGGAACGCAGGUGUUCGGAGCACCGGAGCUGGAGCUCUGCAGCCGCUAGUCAUGUACCGCUCCACCAAGGGCGCCUCCAAGGCGCGCCGCGACCAGAUCAACGCUGAGAUCCGGAACCUCAAGGAGCUGCUGCCUCUGGCUGAAGCGGACAAGGUCCGGCUGUCCUACCUGCACAUUAUGAGUCUUGCUUGCAUCUACACCCGCAAGGGCGUCUUCUUCGCUGGAGGCACUCCUCUGGCGGGCCCCACAGGACUUCUCUCAUCUCAAGAGCUUGAAGACAUAGUGGCGGCACUACCUGGAUUUCUACUUGUGUUCACAGCUGAGGGGAAGCUGCUAUAUCUGUCUGAGAGCGUGAGCGAACAUCUGGGCCACUCCAUGGUGGACCUGGUUGCCCAGGGUGACAGUAUCUACGACAUCAUUGACCCAGCUGACCACCUAACUGUGCGCCAGCAGCUCACCCUGCCCUCUGCCCUGGACACUGAUCGUCUCUUCCGCUGUCGCUUCAACACCUCCAAGUCUCUCAGGCGCCAGAGUGCAGGAAACAAACUAGUGCUUAUUCGAGGCCGAUUCCAUGCUCAUCCACCUGGGGCCUACUGGGCAGGAAACCCUGUUUUCACAGCAUUCUGUGCCCCACUGGAGCCAAGACCUCGUCCCGGUCCUGGCCCAGGCCCUGCCUCACUCUUCUUGGCCAUGUUCCAGAGCCGUCAUGCUAAGGACCUGGCCCUAUUGGACAUCUCCGAGAGUGUCCUAAUCUACCUGGGCUUUGAGCGCAGUGAACUGCUCUGUAAAUCAUGGUAUGGACUUCUGCACCCCGAGGACCUGGCCCACGCUUCUGCUCAACACUACCGCCUGUUGGCUGAGAGUGGAGAUAUUCAGGCAGAGAUGGUCGUGAGACUGCAGGCCAAGCCUGGAGGCUGGGCAUGGAUUUAUUGCCUGUUAUACUCAGAAGGUCCAGAGGGCCCCAUUACUGCUAAUAACUACCCAAUCAGUGACACGGAAGCCUGGAGCCUCCGCCAGCAACUGAACUCUGAAAACACCCAGGCAGCCUAUGUCCUGGGCACCCCAACCAUGCUUCCCUCGUUCCCUGAGAACAUCCUCCCCCAAGAGCAGUGCUCCAGCCCCAACCCACUCUUCACCCCAGCCCUGGGGCCUCCCAGAAGCACCAAUUUCCCUAGCGCUCCAGAGCUGGGUGCUGCUUCAACAUCAGAAGAGCUUCCCCAAUCCCAAAAAGAGCUGGGCUUUAGUUACCUGGCAUUCCCGUCUGGCUCUGAGCCUUCUCUUCAAGCAGACCUGAGCAAGGAUCUUGUGUGCACCCCACCCUACACACCCCACCAGCCGGGAGGCUGUGCCUUCCUCUUCAGCCUCCAUGAGCCCUACCAGACCCACUUGUCCACUCCGUCCAGCUCUCUCCAAGAACAGCUGACUCCAAGCACCGCAACCUUUGCUGAUCAACUGACGCCUAGCAGUGCAACCUUCCCAGAUCCACUGACUAGCCCACUUCAAGGCCAGCUGACCGAAACCUCAGCCAGAAGCUACGAAGAUCAAUUGACUCCCUGCACGUCUGCUUUUCCAGACCAGCUGCUUCCCAGCACUGCCACCUUCCCAGAGUCUCUGGGCAGCCCUGCCCAUGAGCAGCUGACUCCUCCCAGCACAGCAUUCCAAGCACACCUCAACAGCCCCAGCCAAACUUUCCCAGAGCAACUGAGCCCCAAUCCUACCAAGACUUACUUCACCCAGGAGGGAUGCAGUUUUCUCUAUGAGAAGUUGCCCCCAAGUCCUAGCAGCCCUGGUAAUGGGGACUGCACGCUCCUGGCCCUAGCCCAGCUGCGGGGCCCCCUCUCUGUGGACGUCCCUCUGGUGCCUGAAGGCCUGCUUACACCUGAGGCCUCUCCAGUCAAGCAGAGUUUCUUCCACUACUCUGAGAAGGAGCAGAAUGAGAUAGACCGCCUCAUCCAGCAGAUCAGCCAGUUGGCUCAGGGCAUGGACAGGCCCUUCUCAGCUGAGGCUGGCACGGGUGGGCUGGAGCCACUUGGAGGUCUGGAGCCCCUGGACUCCAACCUGUCCCUGCCGGGGGCUGGUCCCCCUGUGCUCAGCCUGGACUUGAAACCCUGGAAAUGCCAGGAGCUGGAUUUCCUGGCUGACCCCGAUAACAUAUUCCUGGAAGAGACGCCCGUGGAAGACAUCUUCAUGGAUCUCUCUACCCCAGACCCCAAUGGGGAAUGGAGUUCAGGGGAUCCUGAGGCAGCGGUCCCAGGAGGGGCCUCAUCGCCUUGCAACAACCUGUCCCCAGAAGACCACAGCUUCCUGGAGGACCUGGCCACAUACGAAACCGCCUUUGAGACAGGUGUCUCAGCAUUCCCCUACGAUGGGUUUACUGAUGAGUUGCAUCAACUCCAGAGCCAAGUUCAAGACAGCUUCCAUGAAGAUGGAAGUGGAGGGGAACCAACGUUUUGAAUAAGUCUGUGACUUAACGUCGUCAAGUAUGGCAUAUUGUCAUCAAGACGUGGAGCCGCUCUCCACCCCCCCGGGAAUGUUGGGGGGAUUCUGGGGGCCGGAGGGGGAUAUAUCUGAUUCUCCAGGCCCUGCAGGAUUUGGGGGGGGGAGGUGGGAGGGCAAGGGAGGGGAGCUUCUUUUUAAAAUUUAGAGACUUCAAGCAAUCCCAGUUUCCAUUUCAAUCUGUAUUCACUCGUAGUGAGUUUCCUUGAAUGGGAUUUCAAGCGGAGAAUGGGGGAGUCUCACUUCCCCACCCCCCGCACUACCCCAUGGGCCUGGGCCAGUUCUCCACUCCUGGGGGCCAAGCCACCCCUGGGCCUUGGUGGGGGAAAGGCAGCGCCCACCUGGGCCAGCCUGUGCCCUCAGGGGCUCUUGACACCCACGUAGAAUUCUCUACACACCAGUAACGGGAUUUCAAUUCCGAUGGACUCUGCCGCCCUGGCGGCCCUUCUUGUGACUUUUGCGCCCCGCGCCUGGGGUGGGGGGCGCGAAGAGACGCUACGUUCCUUUCCGAUGGAGGAAGGCAGACCUGCCGCUGUCACACGUGUGCUUGCACGAGUGCGUGUACUUGGUGCGGGACUCACCCGGCUGCCAGACUGCCUGGGCCUGCCCAGGUGGCCACUGCGUGGUGCUGCGGUGACUUUGUA
This is a messenger RNA of Ailuropoda melanoleuca (giant panda), 5025 nucleotides long. RefSeq names its product neuronal PAS domain protein 4 (gene NPAS4). Gene Ontology annotation, molecular function: RNA polymerase II transcription regulatory region sequence-specific DNA binding; DNA-binding transcription factor activity, RNA polymerase II-specific; protein dimerization activity. The transcript has 9 exons. The record is from RefSeq and is a predicted model, not a curated record. Gene Ontology annotation, biological process: regulation of transcription by RNA polymerase II. Bases 1937 to 4339 code for a protein of 800 amino acids. Lineage: Eukaryota; Metazoa; Chordata; Mammalia; Carnivora; Ursidae.